GAAGAGAGCGAGAGAGAAUUGCUGGCUCUAUCAGAUUCACACACAGAAGCUUUGAAAUAGCCGCAGUUAUUUUCAGUGCUCAAUCUAACUAAACCUAAUGCCAUUGACAAGGCUGAAGACUGAUGUUAUCAUAGCAUAUUGUACAGCCUAGUAGCCUAUAGCAGACGGUUGUUCUUCAAGGCAGUCUGCAUUUAAUUACCUAUAACGAAUGAACGCAGCGGGAAGGUCAGGAAUAGCCUACAUUGCAACUCACCGCAGCGCGGGCUGGAACGCAGACUGCACCAUGAGUUCCAGUUCACUAGCAGAAGACUGAUCUAAGAUCAGAAUCUAAAGCCAAAUUCAUCAUACAGCGGUAGAGCUCUCCCGUAGGCACAGAUCUAGGAUCAGUUCACCCUCCCCACUAUUCAGACUUUCACCAUUAGGGGGUAAAAUGCUAAACUGAUCUUAUAUCAGCGUAUAGGGCAAACUUCAUCCCAAUCCCCAGCAGCCAUGGCAGGGUUCAAGAGGGGUCACGAUGGGAAGAUAGCCGGGCUCUACGACCUGGACAAGACGUUGGGACGAGGACACUUUGCCGUGGUCAAACUAGCACGCCACGUCUUCACGGGAGAAAAGGUAGCCGUGAAGGUGAUCGAUAAGUCCAGACUGGACCCAGUGGCCAGAGCUCACCUGUUCCAGGAGGUCAGGUGUAUGAAGCUGGUGCAACACCCCAACGUGGUGCGUCUGUAUGAGGUCAUCGACACGCAGACCAAGCUCUACCUAAUCCUGGAGCUGGGUGAUGGAGGGGACAUGUACGACUGCAUCAUGAAGCACGACGGAGGACUCACAGAGGAGGUGGCGAAGCGUUACUUUGCCCAGAUCGUCCAUGCCAUCUCCUACUGCCACCAGCUCCACGUGGUGCACCGUGACCUGAAGCCAGAGAACGUGGUGUUCUUUGAGAAGCAGGGCCUGGUCAAGCUCACUGACUUUGGCUUCAGCAACAAGUUCCAGCCAGGGGAGAACCUGGCCACAUCCUGUGGCUCUCUGGCCUACUCUGCUCCAGAGAUACUGCUGGGAGAUGAAUAUGACGCGCCUGCUGUGGAUAUCUGGAGUCUGGGGGUGAUUCUGUUCAUGUUGGUGUGUGGCCAUCCACCCUUUCAGGAGGCCAAUGACAGUGAGACCCUCACCAUGAUCAUGGACUGUAAAUACACAGUACCAUCACACAUCUCCUCAGCCUGCAGAGAUCUGAUUGACUGUAUGCUGCAGAGAGACCCUAAGAGGCGGGCCACUGUGGAGCUGAUCCAGGGCCAUGAUUGGCUGCAGGGAGUUGAUCCCUCCCCUGCCACCAAGCUGACCACGCCCCUGGUGUCAUACAGGAGCCUAUCAGAGGAGGAGCACAGCAGUAUCAUUCAACGAAUGGCACUAGGUGGCAUUGCAGACAGGGACACCGUCACAGAAGCCUUGGAGUCUGACCAGUAUAACCACAUCACAGCUACAUAUUUCCUGCUAGCAGAGAGGAUACUGAGGGAGAAACAGGAGAGAGAGCAGAACAACCACACAUGGUCCAGCCCCAGCCACAAGGCCCAGUUCAGGCAGUCUUGGCCUACCAGAGUGGACGUGCACCAGGACAUGGGGGACGGUUUGGGUGGUACCCCCAUCUCCCACCCAGGGGGCCCCCAGUCCCCCGCCCGCAGUGCUGAGAGCCUGGUCCACCACGGACCCCGACCCAAAACAUCCCUACUGGAACUCAACCACAGACGGUUGGACAAUAACACACACCCCACACACACUCUGACCCUCCAGGCUGAUGACACACACACUACACACAAAGCACUCCCUUCAACACUCCCUCCUGUCGGUUCAUCCAGAGAGCACCAGGACAGGGGCCUCCGGCCUCCAGUCAAGCCCCACUCCAUCCCCCUCAGGCUAGGCUCCCUGGCCUCGCCCACCCCCUCUAAACCAGGGAGCCCCAGCCUCUUCAGCCUAGAUGAGGAGGAGGAAGAUGAGGAGGAAGAAGAGGAGGAUUCGUCUCCCUCGGUUCUCCCUUCUCAGGUGGUUCUCCGGCAUAACGUUGCCUCAUCUUCAUCAUCCUCUUCCUCCCCUUCCUCUGUCUCUAACCGACUGACUUCUCGUAAGAGCGCACCUGUCCUCAACCAGAUACACGAGGAGGAAGGAGAUGAGGAAGAGGAGGUGGAGGAAGAAGAGGAGGAGGAGAAAGUAGAGAAGGAUGACAAGGAGAAGAAGGAAGGAAAGAUAGAAGGAAAGAAGUGUGGGUUCAAGCCAGAACAAGCUUUCCUCAGCCUCCAUACUGGGUUGUUGACGUUGUCAGGUGUGUCGUCUCCAGCAACGGUUACCAAGGUGGCAACGGUUGCCAUGGCGUCUCCCACCUCAGAGAGGAGAGAUGACAAUGACUCUGUGAGCCAGCUGGGCCAGCGGAGACCGGACAGGGACACGACAGGACCAAGACAAGGAAGACCUAGCUUUGCCUGUGGUGGGGGAGACAGAGGGGGGAGAGGAAGAGAAAGCCCCUCUGCUGAUGGCUCAGGUAUGGGGGCGGGACUAGGGGUGUGUGGCUCGGCCAAAGCAGCCAGCGGAUUGGUGGAGAGCCUGAAGCUGAUGAGCCUAUGCCUGAGUUCCCAGUUCCACAGCCUGACAGGUGGGGGAGGAGGGGUAAGGGGGGGGAGCUUGGACCACCAGGACCAGCCAGUGUGGAGGAUGUGUAUGGGGGGUUCUACAGGCAGCCUGGAUAAGGUCUCUCUCCUGGGGGGUCCGUCGCCCGGAGGGACCCACCACCUCCAGCACCACCCCCUUGACCAUCUCUCCGACCCACAGUUCGAGGCCCCGUCCUUGGGCACACUGAGGCUGAGUGAGCUGGACCUGGCCAGGGAGCACCACCGGAACCUGAAGAACAGAGUGCUACAGAUGCCUCUCAGUGAUAAGACUAUGUCAGUCAAUAUACACAGGAGCCCCAAAGAGGGUCUGCUCUGUCCCCCUUCACCUCACAGCUGCUGCCAAGUCAUAUAGACCACAUCUAUCAUCCUCUCCUAUCUCCCCCCCUUCCUGAGAUGGAACAACAUACUUAAAGUUGCCACAAUGACAAUCUUUAGUUUAUCCAUGUUUGUAGACAAUCAUAUUUAAGUUAUUUUAAUGCUGACUGAAAAUAGUUGGGGACAUGACCUUGUGUUGUGAAUGAAAUGAGAAGUUUAAAAGAUAGUAUCAUAUUAACCAUCAGGGCAUCCGCUGUAGUUGGUUGAAGUACAGUAUGUUACAACUACAUUAUAUGGCGUCUUCUCUUCACAGUUUCUGUCGUUAGUCUUGGACAGACACACACACACACACACACAAUCUCCAUUUGUGACUGUAAAUAUGUGUAAAUACAAAGUAGUACUUUAGUAGUACAGUACUUCUAUUAGCAGUGCUUCCAGUAGAGCUGUGAUGAGUUCUAGUCAGACCCUGACCACUAGCAGGGUUGGGCUCAAAUCCAUUUAAAUUCAGUCAAUUCAGACUGAAUUAUGUCAUAAAGAAGCAUUGAGGAAAAUUGGACUUGGAAUUUCAGUUUACUUCCUUAAUUGACUGAAUUGAAUUGGAAUUGACCCCAACCCUGACCACUACAUACCCGUAGAGUGUUCCAAGCCAAGACAUUAACAGUAUCACCCCUGCAAGUGUUGCUCUGUUGUGACGGUGCUUGACAUAUUCUUGUGUGCUAUCUAACUAUCUAAGUAUGUAGAUGCCAGUGCAUGUGUUCUAUUGUACAAGACGACUUCUAGAGUUUAAACAUCCACCUGGGGACUGUUCCAGAAAUCAGGAUCAAUGAAUUAGCCAGCUAACUGUCCUAAAUAUUCUAAAAUAACUUAUUUUCUAGAAAUAUAGAUUUGAAAUUAGCAUGGUGUAAUUGACUUGACAACCAACAACAGAUAUUCAAGUUUAGCUUUCAAAAUGAACCAGAAAAAUUAAGACAUAUAUAUCUGACUGUUUUUAAAGUUAGCUGGCUAACUUAAUGACACUGCUUUCUGGAACACCCAACCUGUACUGCACUAAGACACUGUAAUGGCCUAAAACUAUGUCACUCUGCCUCACACAACAAAUUGUACAACAACAACAACCACAACAAUGUAUAUGCCAAUAGAUAUGUAUUGAGCCUAAUGUACUGUACUGUAUGUAUAUGGUAAUGUAUAAAAAAUAAACUGUUGUGAAUAAGAAUUA
Coregonus clupeaformis (lake whitefish) is the source of this 4179-nucleotide messenger RNA. RefSeq names its product SNF-related serine/threonine-protein kinase. Gene Ontology annotation, cellular component: cytoplasm. The record is from RefSeq and is a predicted model, not a curated record. The transcript has 9 exons. Gene Ontology annotation, biological process: microtubule cytoskeleton organization; intracellular signal transduction; protein phosphorylation. Bases 490 to 3000 code for a protein of 836 amino acids. Lineage: Eukaryota; Metazoa; Chordata; Actinopteri; Salmoniformes; Salmonidae. Gene Ontology annotation, molecular function: protein serine/threonine kinase activity; ATP binding; tau-protein kinase activity.